Messenger RNA from Racocetra persica, 327 nucleotides. Lineage: Eukaryota; Fungi; Glomeromycota; Glomeromycetes; Diversisporales; Gigasporaceae. The record is from the annotation of a GenBank genome assembly.
AUGGAUAAUAACCUAGCAAAUAUGCAACUCGAAAUCAACCUUAAUUCGUGUGAAACAGAUGAAAUAAAUGAGCAUUUGCAUGAUUUUUCGUCGAUAUAUGAAGAUCUAGAGCCGGGUAUCGAAAGAGAUGCACGUAGGAUAGUUAUUUCUACGAUCUCUUGGCAAGAUCUUAAUAACACACGAGAUCUGAAUAACCGAAUUAUACUCUCCCAACCGAAAAAAAGUCAAACCGAGAUACCAGAAAGAUCUUGUGAUAAGAGGCAGGGAAACGUAGAUUUGUCACAUGCCAGACGUGGGUUGAAAGCAGAAGAUCCACUACCCGAUGGG